Condylura cristata (star-nosed mole) is the source of this 5585-nucleotide messenger RNA. It is a transcript of the gene VCL, whose product is annotated as vinculin. Gene Ontology annotation, molecular function: structural molecule activity; actin filament binding. Gene Ontology annotation, biological process: cell adhesion. The transcript is spliced from 22 exons. The coding region runs from base 86 to 3490 and encodes 1134 amino acids. Lineage: Eukaryota; Metazoa; Chordata; Mammalia; Eulipotyphla; Talpidae. Gene Ontology annotation, cellular component: actin cytoskeleton. The record is from RefSeq and is a predicted model, not a curated record.
ACUUUCGGAGUCUCUCAGCGUUUUGCCGGCCGCGCGCUUCCCAGUUCUGUGUAGCCUGCGGUUCGCCGCCCCGCUAGCCGCCGCGAUGCCGGUGUUUCAUACUCGCACCAUCGAGAGCAUCCUGGAGCCAGUGGCGCAGCAGAUCUCGCACCUGGUGAUCAUGCACGAGGAGGGUGAGGUGGACGGCAAAGCCAUUCCUGACCUCACCGCGCCCGUGGCCGCCGUGCAGGCAGCCGUGAGCAAUCUUGUCCGGGUUGGAAAAGAGACUGUUCAAACCACUGAGGAUCAGAUUUUGAAGAGAGAUAUGCCACCAGCAUUUAUUAAGGUUGAGAAUGCUUGCACCAAACUUGUCCAGGCAGCCCAGAUGCUUCAGUCAGACCCUUACUCAGUGCCUGCUCGAGAUUAUCUAAUUGAUGGGUCGAGGGGUAUCCUCUCUGGCACAUCAGACCUACUUCUCACCUUCGAUGAGGCUGAGGUUCGGAAAAUUAUUCGAGUUUGCAAAGGAAUUUUGGAAUAUCUUACAGUGGCAGAAGUGGUGGAAACUAUGGAAGAUUUGGUCACUUACACAAAGAAUCUUGGACCAGGAAUGACCAAGAUGGCCAAAAUGAUUGAUGAGAGACAGCAGGAACUGACCCACCAGGAGCACCGAGUCAUGUUGGUAAACUCAAUGAAUACUGUGAAAGAGUUAUUGCCAGUUCUCAUUUCAGCUAUGAAGAUUUUUGUAACAACUAAAAACUCAAAAAACCAAGGAAUAGAAGAAGCUUUGAAAAAUAGAAAUUUUACUGUAGAAAAGAUGAGUGCUGAAAUUAAUGAGAUCAUUCGUGUAUUACAACUUACUUCUUGGGAUGAAGAUGCAUGGGCCAGUAAAGAUACUGAAGCCAUGAAGAGAGCAUUGGCCUCCAUAGACUCUAAAUUGAACCAAGCUAAAGGUUGGCUCCGUGAUCCCAAUGCCACUCCAGGGGAUGCUGGUGAGCAGGCCAUCAGGCAGAUCUUAGAUGAAGCUGGAAAAGUUGGUGAACUCUGUGCAGGCAAAGAACGCAGGGAGAUUCUGGGAACCUCCAAAAUGCUAGGGCAGAUGACUGAUCAAGUGGCUGACCUGCGAGCCAGAGGACAAGGAGCCUCACCCAUGGCCAUGCAGAAAGCCCAGCAGGUAUCUCAGGGUCUGGAUAUGCUCACAGCAAAAGUGGAAAAUGCUGCCCGGAAACUGGAAGCCAUGACAAACUCAAAGCAGAGCAUUGCAAAGAAGAUUGAUGCUGCUCAGAAUUGGCUUGCAGACCCAAAUGGUGGACCAGAAGGAGAAGAACAGAUUCGAGGGGCUUUGGCUGAAGCUCGGAAAAUAGCAGAAUUAUGUGAUGACCCUAAAGAGAGAGAUGACAUUCUACGUUCUCUUGGAGAAAUAUCUGCUUUGACUAAUAAAUUAGCAGAUCUACGAAGACAGGGGAAAGGAGAUUCCCCAGAGGCCCGAGCAUUAGCCAAACAAGUGGCCACAGCCCUGCAGAACAUGCAGACUAAAACCAAUCGGGCUGUGGCCAAUAGCAGACCCACCAAAGCAGCAGUCCACCUUGAAGGCAAGAUUGAACAAGCACAGCGAUGGAUUGAUAAUCCCACAGUGGAUGACCGGGGAGUUGGUCAGGCUGCCAUCCGGGGGCUUGUGGCUGAAGGGCAUCGUCUGGCUAAUGUCAUGAUGGGACCUUAUCGUCAAGAUCUUCUUGCAAAGUGUGACAGAGUGGAUCAGCUGACAGCACAGCUGGCUGAUCUGGCUGCCCGAGGGGAAGGAGAGAGCCCACAGGCACGAGCACUUGCCUCUCAGCUCCAAGACUCUUUGAAGGAUCUGAAAACACGGAUGCAGGAAGCCAUGACUCAGGAGGUGUCAGAUGUUUUCAGUGAUACCACAACUCCCAUCAAGCUGUUAGCAGUGGCAGCCACAGCACCUCCUGAUGCACCCAAUAGGGAAGAGGUAUUUGAUGAGAGAGCAGCUAACUUUGAAAACCAUUCAGGAAGGCUUGGUGCCACAGCAGAGAAGGCGGCAGCUGUUGGAACUGCUAAUAAGUCAACAGUGGAAGGCAUCCAGGCCUCGGUGAAGACGGCCCGAGAACUCACACCCCAGGUCGUCUCAGCUGCCCGCAUCUUACUUAGGAAUCCUGGAAAUCAAGCUGCUUAUGAACAUUUUGAGACAAUGAAGAACCAGUGGAUUGAUAAUGUUGAAAAAAUGACAGGGCUGGUGGACGAAGCCAUUGAUACCAAAUCUCUGUUGGAUGCUUCUGAAGAAGCAAUUAAAAAAGACCUGGAUAAGUGUAAAGUGGCCAUGGCCAACAUUCAGCCUCAGAUGCUGGUGGCUGGGGCAACCAGCAUUGCUCGCCGGGCCAACCGAAUCCUGUUAGUGGCUAAGAGGGAGGUGGAGAACUCUGAGGAUCCCAAGUUCCGUGAGGCUGUGAAAGCUGCUUCUGAUGAAUUGAGUAAAACCAUUUCUCCAAUGGUGAUGGAUGCAAAGGCUGUGGCUGGAAACAUUUCUGACCCUGGUCUGCAAAAGAGCUUCCUGGACUCGGGAUAUCGGAUCCUCGGAGCUGUGGCCAAGGUCAGAGAAGCCUUCCAACCUCAGGAACCUGACUUCCCUCCUCCUCCACCAGACAUUGAUCAGCUCCGUUUGACAGAUGAGCUUGCUCCUCCCAAACCACCCCUGCCCGAGGGUGAGGUCCCUCCACCCAGACCUCCACCACCAGAAGAGAAAGAUGAAGAAUUCCCUGAGCAGAAAGCCGGGGAGGUGAUUAACCAGCCAAUGAUGAUGGCUGCCAGGCAGCUCCAUGAUGAAGCUCGCAAAUGGUCCAGCAAGCCGGGUUUUCCAGCCACUGAGGUAGGUAUAGGUGUUGUGGCAGAGGCAGAUGCGGCCGAUGCUGUUGGUUUCCCUGUCCCCCCUGACAUGGAAGACGAUUACGAACCUGAGCUGCUGUUAAUACCAUCCAAUCAGCCAGUCAACCAGCCCAUUCUGGCCGCGGCUCAGUCAUUGCAUCGGGAAGCCACCAAAUGGUCUAGUAAGGGCAAUGACAUCAUUGCAGCAGCCAAGCGUAUGGCUCUACUGAUGGCUGAGAUGUCUCGACUGGUUAGAGGAGGCAGUGGUACCAAGAGGGCACUGAUUCAGUGUGCCAAGGACAUCGCCAAGGCCUCAGAUGAGGUGACUCGGUUGGCCAAGGAAGUUGCAAAGCAGUGCACGGAUAAGCGGAUUAGAACCAACCUCUUACAGGUAUGUGAGCGGAUCCCAACCAUAAGCACCCAGCUCAAAAUUCUGUCCACUGUAAAGGCCACCAUGCUGGGUCGGACCAACAUCAGCGAUGAGGAGUCUGAGCAGGCCACAGAGAUGCUGGUCCACAAUGCCCAGAACCUCAUGCAGUCUGUGAAGGAGACUGUUCGUGAAGCAGAAGCAGCUUCAAUCAAAAUUCGAACAGAUGCUGGAUUUACACUGCGCUGGGUUAGAAAGACUCCAUGGUACCAAUAGGCACCUGGUCGAACCUAGCUGGCACAGAAAUCCCACUAAUCAGAAUGAAAUGAUCUUGAGUUUCUAGGAGCCACCCAGAAUGACUGGGGGGUUGAAAGCCAUAUCCUGGCUUCACUUAACAGAAAGGAAAGGGGCCUCUUCACAUUAGAAAACAUUUAUACUCUGGUCAUGGACACUUUGAAAUGUGUCUUGGUAAACAGCCUGUAUUCUCAGACACAGUUAUACUCAUGCACACUUUGUCCCAACAGGCAGACUGGGUUUCUAGCCUAUGGAGACUUCAUAUAAGCUCAGAAUCCAAGAGUGAACACUAGUCAGACAACCUGCUCUACAUUUGUUCCUAGGGGACAGUUCCUGCUCUGCUUCCUUUUCCCUGUAUUACAUUCUCUCUUCUAGGCUCCCAAGACCCAGGGCCCAGGCAAGUCAGUUAAGAAGGAAAUCACUGUGCCUCCAAAAUUUGUUUUGGGCUUUCCAUGUUGCUGCUGACCCUGCCUGCUCUCCCUGGCUGUGCUACCUGGGUUCCUUUUCAGGAGUGAGCUUUGCUGCUGUAGGGGAAGGUGUCUUCUGGGAGUCCCAGCAUAUGGGGCCUGGAUUAACUUUCUGCCCUCUCCCAAUGUAAUCCCAUACUCAAAGCCAAAUUUCACUGUCAGAAAAGAAGUCUCAGAAUCACAUGAUUCUGUCUUUUCCAGAGGGAAACUUCUAUCCCAUAUAAUUCACCUCAGCCUGCAAAGGUAGCCAUCCCAUGAACACACUGUGUCCAGGUGCUCUCUGCCACUGGAGGGGCAGGGUAGCCCAGGUAUGGCCUUGCUCAUUUUCCCAUCAGGGCCACUCCCAGGCACUUCACGCUUUGUCACUGCCUGCAGAGGUCUUUGCUGAGGCCUUAUCAUUCAUUUUUAGCUCUUAUUGUUCCUUCUGAGCUGAAAUGCUGCAUUUAAUUUUUAACCAAAUCAUGUAUCCUUACCCUGACUUUUAUAUUCUUCCCUACCCACCCUCUUAAAUAAGAUUUUAAAGAUGUGUUUUUUCAUCUGUAAUUUUGAAAGAUCCUUUUUAUCUUUUUGAAAUUCAGAAAUAAGAAUUGGUGCUUGCUCCCUCUACCCCGCCAUGAGUGUUUAAUGAAAGGUAAUCCUGUCAGGACACUCCUACCUAAGGGGAAGGGAUAGUUGAAUACCAGAAUUCUGCUACUGUAGGGGAUGAGUCAGUUCCCUAGGAAACAGUCCUCAGUAAUUCCUACCCUCCUCAAUCAACUAUAACCAAGUCCCUUGUAAUCCUCUUCUCCCUCCCAAAUGUUUAUUUAAGAGAAAGGGAUAUAAGACUUAGUUACCACCAUAAUUUCCUAUUAGCAAAGUGAGAAAGAAGGCAAGUUUUCCUUUUUUGCACUUGUCACUGCUGUCUAAGCAUUCCCCAGCACAUGAGAUCAUAUUUCUUCCUAAAGCCAGAACUGGAUGAGUAAAGGAGUAAGAACACUUGCCUGAAUGUCCUUCCUUCCCACCUCCAAUGUGUGUUAGAGCCCAACUCAAAUGUGUAAAAUUUGUCUUAAGUUGAUACUGUACACUCAGGCUUCCUCUAUUUCCUUUUAAUUAAUUGAUGAAGAUGUUUUUAAAGCCCUCAGCAUAUUUAUAUAGUUGCUUACCUGAUAUAAAUGCAAUAUUAAUGCCUUUAAAGUUUGAAUCUAUGCCAAAGACCACCUUUUGUUUUACUAAAGAUUACUUAGAGGAAAUAAGAAAAAUCAUGUUUUGCUCUCCAAGUUCUUCCAGUGCUUUGACGCUGGUUUACACACAAUGCCAAUGUGCUUUUCUCUAAUAUCAGUGCUCAAGACACAGUGAAGCCAAAAAAAAAAAAAAAAAAAAAAAUUUCCCUGAAUGAUUAGAGACACCACUAAAGUCUACAUUUAUUAUCUAGGAUUUGUUAUGUGCAAAUAUUUCUGCCUCUUCAUUUGUUCUGUUUAAAACAAUAAAGUGCAUUUGUAUAAAUAAUGCUUUAAAUGGAUAUGUUAUUAGAGCAGGGUUCUCCUGUUUUUGGAAUAGCCAAUCUAAUCCUCAAGAUCUGGAAACUACAAAUUAUUAUUUUUUUCUUUUCUUUUCUUUUUUUUUUUUAAAGA